Messenger RNA from Cladophialophora carrionii CBS 160.54, 927 nucleotides. RefSeq lists its product as uncharacterized. Lineage: Eukaryota; Fungi; Ascomycota; Eurotiomycetes; Chaetothyriales; Herpotrichiellaceae. The record is from RefSeq and is a predicted model, not a curated record. Gene Ontology annotation, molecular function: CDP-diacylglycerol-inositol 3-phosphatidyltransferase activity. The transcript has 3 exons. Gene Ontology annotation, biological process: phosphatidylinositol biosynthetic process. Gene Ontology annotation, cellular component: membrane; Golgi apparatus. Bases 1 to 927 code for a protein of 308 amino acids.
AUGGCACGGAGCAACGGGGUGGUGAAAGAGAAUGGCCGCGCUGUGGCCCAGGCCAACGGGCAUGCACGGCCGAAUGGCACGAUCGAGACGAGCAAGAGAAUGACCGAAGAGGAAGAAGACAUUUACGACGAGGAGAACAUCUUCCUCUUCAUCCCGAACAUCAUCGGAUACGUGCGCAUCGUCACGGCGCUGGCAUCCCUCUAUUACAUGCCCCUUCACCCGCGCACCUGCUCGGCGCUGUACAGUUUCUCCUGCAUCCUCGAUGCCGCCGACGGGCUGGCCGCGCGGCGGUACAAUCAAUCCACGACCUUUGGCGCCGUGCUGGACAUGGUGACCGACCGCUGCACGACGUCGUGUUUGCUCGUGUUUCUGGCCUCGGCGUUCCCCAGGUGGUCGAUCGUGUUCCAGGGCUUGAUCAGUCUCGACCUGGCGAGCCACUAUAUCCACAUGUAUGCGUCCCUGACGACGGGCGGGCAGAGUCACAAGAAGGUCGAGGCCAGUCGAAGUUGGGUCCUACACCUAUACUACACGAACAAGACCGUGCUCUUCCUGUUCUGCGCCCUGAACGAACUCUUCUUCAUCGCGCUGUACCUCCUCUCCUUCUCGUCGCCGCUCCUCUCGCCUUCCCUCCUCGUCACGAGCGACAAAGGCGGCGCCGCGACCUCGGCGCAACCGGGCUCUCCGGCUCACCCGAAACCCAGCGCCAUCUUCGUGAACCCCUGGAGCGCAGGCGCCAUGGAGAUGGCCCGCGCCAAUAAAAUGGACAGCACCGUGCCAUGGAUCCUGGCCGGGUUGAGCUUCCCCGUCAUGUUCGGCAAGCAGGUCAUCAACGUGAUUCAGCUGGUCAAGGCGAGCAAGCUGUUGGGGGAAGUGGACGUCGCCGCGCGGAGGAAGGCCGGGAUCGCUCCCAAGAAGAAGAGAGCGUGA